This is a messenger RNA of Toxoplasma gondii ME49, 790 nucleotides long. Its product is annotated as DNA-directed RNA polymerase I RPAC2. Lineage: Eukaryota; Apicomplexa; Conoidasida; Eucoccidiorida; Sarcocystidae. Gene Ontology annotation, cellular component: RNA polymerase I complex; RNA polymerase III complex. Gene Ontology annotation, molecular function: protein dimerization activity; DNA binding; DNA-directed RNA polymerase activity. The coding region runs from base 304 to 693 and encodes 129 amino acids. Gene Ontology annotation, biological process: DNA-templated transcription. The transcript is spliced from 2 exons. The record is from RefSeq and is a predicted model, not a curated record.
AUAUUGGAAGUACUCUCCGUACUCUCGCCUCUGCCCAUUAUUUUGUUAAGUAGAAGUGGGACCUUUGUUGCUUCCCGGUGUUAUGACUGACGCGGUGAGAGAGAGGAGUGGGAGAAGCUCCAGCAAGAUACGUGUGGCAGCAGCAGACUCUGCGACACAGCAACAACAGUCGACGGCAGGAAAAUUUGGUAAAGCGAGUGCUUUCUGCUGCUUUACUCCAGUCGGAUCGUAGACUCGGUGACGGCCAGCGACACGUGAAACGUUGUCGCGUGAAAGCUUGAGGAAAACUGAGGCAACGCUAUCAUGGCGGAUGACGGUGCGGGAGGAAGCUCUUGCGGAGCUUCCUCCAGUCCGUCUGGAAAAGCGUGGACAGCGGGUGUCCACGAGCAGGAGGCUUGCAAGGCCUCCCAGUUGACCUUUACCCUUACUGGCGAAGACCAUACGUUGGGUAACACCAUCAGAUCUAUCCUUGUUCGAAAACCCGGAGUGGAGUUCGCAGGCUAUUCCGUUCCCCAUCCAACACAACCGGAGAUGAAUAUCCGCCUCCAGACAACAGGCGAAUCAGCAAUGCAGCUGUUGCGAGAGAGCUUUGACGACCUGGCGAGCAUAUGCGAUCAUCUGGAUACGCUCUACGAUGAAGCUCUCGAGGACUUCAUGAAGAAGCAGGGAGAGUCGUCGGAGAUGACCUCUUGACUUUCUUUCUGAAUCUAAGUCAAACCCAAAAGUGACCCCUCAUUAACAAGUUCGACGUGGUCUAUUCGUCUGAGUUUUGGAAUGCUUCCAAGACUUU